Messenger RNA from Penicillium taxi, 1359 nucleotides. RefSeq names its product tubulin alpha chain. The record is from RefSeq and is a predicted model, not a curated record. Gene Ontology annotation, biological process: mitotic cell cycle; microtubule cytoskeleton organization. Lineage: Eukaryota; Fungi; Ascomycota; Eurotiomycetes; Eurotiales; Aspergillaceae. Gene Ontology annotation, cellular component: microtubule; cytoplasm. Bases 1 to 1359 code for a protein of 452 amino acids. Gene Ontology annotation, molecular function: structural constituent of cytoskeleton; GTP binding. The transcript has 7 exons.
AUGCGUGGUGAAAUCUGUCACCUUCAUAUUGGCCAGGCUGGUACACAGCUUGGUAAUGCCGCGUGGGAGCUCUAUCUUCUCGAGCACGGUCUGACCCCCGAUGGACACUACAACGCUGAGCUCGGCGAGAAUGCUGCGGACCCCGGUCACUACGAUACCUUCUUUACCGAGACUUCUGGCGGCAAAUACGUCCCCCGCUCCGUCUUCGUCGACCUCGACCCGUCUCCCAUUGACGAGAUCCGUACCGGUACCUACCGUCAGCUGUUCCACCCCGAGCAGUUGAUCAGCGGCAAGGAAGACGCUGCAAACAACUAUGCUCGUGGUCACUACACCGUCGGCAAAGAGCUUGCCGAAGAAGUACUCGAGCGCAUUCGCCGGGUGGUUGACAACUGCUCUUCUCUUCAAGGUUUCUUGAUCUUUCACUCCUUCGGUGGUGGUACUGGUUCCGGAUUUGGUGCUCUCCUGUUGGAGCGUCUUGCCGCUGAGUAUGGAAAGAAGGCCAAGCUGGAGUUUUCUAUCUACCCUUCUCCCCGUGUGUCAACCGCCGUUGUUGAGCCCUACAACGCUGUCCUGUCUACCCACAGCACCAUCGAGAACGCUGACUGCACUUUCCUCGUCGAUAACGAGGCUGUCUACGAUAUUUGCCGCCGUAAUCUGAACAUCCCUCGCCCCGGAUUUGAGCACCUAAACCGUCUCAUUGCUCAGGUGGUUAGCUCUAUCACAUCCAGCUUGCGCUUUGACGGUUCCCUCAACGUCGACCUGAAUGAGUUCCAGACUAACCUCGUUCCCUUCCCCCGUAUUCACUAUCCUCUGAUCUCGUACGCUCCCGUCGUCUCCAGUGAGCGAAGUGGCCACGAGAGCUUCAAGGUCCAGGAUAUCACCUUCCAGUGCUUCGAGCCCCACAAUCAGAUGGUCGUCUGUGACCCCCAGAAGGGCAAGUACAUGGCCGUGGCUCUGCUGUACCGUGGAGACGUUGUGCCCCGCGACUGCAACAAGGCCGUCGCUGAUCUCAAGGCUAAGCCUUCUUUCAACCUGGUCGAGUGGUGCCCUACUGGCUUCAAGCUCGGUAUUAACUACCAGAAGCCCGUGCAAGUUCCCGGCAGCGAGAUGGCCGCCGUCGACCGCGCCGUCAGCAUGCUCUCAAACACCACCGCUAUCGCCGAGGCCUGGAGCCGUCUCGACCACAAGUUCGAUCUCAUGUACUCCAAGCGUGCUUUCGUCCACUGGUAUGUCGGUGAGGGUAUGGAGGAGGGUGAAUUCUCCGAGGCCCGUGAGGAUCUGGCUGCCCUCGAGAAGGAUUACGAGGAAGUUGCCGGUGAUACCUUUGAUGAUGAGGAGGACCUCGAGGCCGAGUACUAA